UCUCCCCCCUCUUCACAUUUUCUCUGCACCAAUUACAAUUGAAUUGAAAUUUAAACUCGCUGUUUCUGGCAGAAGACCAAAACAGAAGAAAACUUCACCCUUCAGAAAUCCCCCAAUUUCCCUCUCCCUUCCCAAAUAUCACCUCCUCCCUUUGAAAUGGAUUUGUUUGAUCCCGAUUUUCCUGCCAGGACAGAAAUAGCAACACCGGCCGUCUCUUACUCCACCUACAUCCGCCGGCUCCACCUCACCGGCUUCCGAACAGCGUUCAGGGCCGCCGAAUUCUCGGCAGCUCUGCUUCUCUUCCUCUGGAUGUUCAACCGGCUCCCGGUUGCCGUCCAGAUCUCCGGGGGAUUCCUCCUCCGCCUCGCUGGCGUCGUUCAGAAUCCUCUCUUCGUUUUCCUCUUCUGCAACGCCAUCAUCGUCACGCUAAUGCUCAAAUCCGCCAGAUUCCCCGCCGCAGACAAUGCGGAUGGGGAGGAUCUCGUCGAGAACCUCGUCGAGAACGCCGACGGUCGCUGCCUUUCGAGGACGGCGGUGUCGGAGAGUGGAUUCACUGCUCUGCCGCCUGCGGCGGAGGAAGAGGAAGAGGAAGAGGAGGUUGUGUUUCAGGACAAGGAAGUCGUCAAUGCCGUCGCCCCGGCCGUCGCCGCCUGCCAGGCCGAUGAAAUUGAUUCUAAGAAUGAAGUCAAUUUCUUCUACCCUUCCGAUUCCGACUCCGAUUCGGAGGCAGAAAAUCGGAAAGUUUUCCGGCGGACGAGGUCUGAGAAUCUGCAGAGGAAGCGCGGAGACGGGACGACGAAGAAGAAGCUGCAGAGGUCGGAGACAGAGAAGAGCAGGAAAACGGACGAAGGCGGCGGAGUAGGAGAAGGAGAGGAUGAGCUGAGCGACGAGGAGUUUCAGCGGGCGGUUGAAGAUUUCAUCGCCAAGAAUUUGAGGUUUCGCCGGGAAGAGACGAUGGCGGUGGUGGUUCAGGGGCGGUGCUCCGUCCCACAAAUCGAGCUUAAAAAUGGAAUCGUAACUAAUUAAAGUAGUUUAAGUAGGAUUAGGGUUUUGUUAAUAAGUCUUUGCUCUCUCUAAUUCUUUUGCCUUUCUAGAUCAUAGCCAGCAGCAUAGCUCAUAGCUGUGCUACUACUCUGCCUACUGCUGCGACUGCUCUCUGGCUGUACAGUUUACUCCCUGAGUUUUCUCUCCCAUCCCACGGCUGGUGAAAAGUAAAAUGCGGUAAAAGUAAAAUGACUGUUUUGCA
Molecule: messenger RNA, 1246 nt
Organism: Linum trigynum
Lineage: Eukaryota; Viridiplantae; Streptophyta; Magnoliopsida; Malpighiales; Linaceae
Source: the annotation of a GenBank genome assembly